AUGGUGAUCCGAAACUCAGACUACCCUCGACUCCCUAGAAUGCACUGGGGCGAAUUGAUUUACGCAACACCAGGAUGUGGCAAGACCUAUGUUGCCAACAAAUAUCGGGAUGUUGUUGACGGAGACGAUUUGAUUGUAGAGGCUACUAUUGAAGUAGCUCCACACUUUGAACUCGAUUACUACGACGAUCCUAGGAAGGCGAUAUUCCAAUACUUUCGAUACAUAAAUUUCAACCGAAGAAUCAAUCAUGUGGAAAGUCUACAACCGGGCCUAGGCGAAAAUGGAAGACGCAUGCGCUGA
Molecule: messenger RNA, 300 nt
Organism: Cylindrotheca closterium
Lineage: Eukaryota; Bacillariophyta; Bacillariophyceae; Bacillariales; Bacillariaceae
Source: the annotation of a GenBank genome assembly